CGUUUUAAUGCAUGCGAGCCGCAAUACAACUGCAGUGUAAACAUACGCAGAUUUAGACAGCGGAACUUUGCAUACAUACGUAUUGGAAGGUUUGGCGUCAAGCAUAAAAAUGGUAAAGAAGACUUUGCGAUUGGUUUCGGCUUAUGUUAUCGAGAAGUCAAUACUAAAUCUCGGCUACAUGUUUCGCAGGGUUAUGUGAUGAACAGAGAUGAUGAUGAUGAUGAUGAUGAUGAUGACAUCAAUGUUAAUACUAAUGACAAUGACGAUGAAGAUCAAAGCACAGAUUGA
Messenger RNA from Botrytis fragariae, 288 nucleotides. RefSeq lists its product as uncharacterized. The transcript has 2 exons. The record is from RefSeq and is a predicted model, not a curated record. Lineage: Eukaryota; Fungi; Ascomycota; Leotiomycetes; Helotiales; Sclerotiniaceae. The annotation marks the transcript as partial.